GCGGCAGUACAAUGCAAAGCUGGUGUAUUAUCCCAUCGGCUAUGAGUAACAACAUCGUAGUACUAAUAUCGGUUUACACUAUAUACAGUAUAGCGUCUAUAUGCUGUCUAUCACACAGUUAUCAAACUUCUUCGUUGUUGCCAACGUCAAUAAAUCCGGGAGAUCGCCCUUCAAUACCCAGCUUGGAAUAUCUUGGCUUGGGUUAUGACGCAAUCGAAAGGGCACAUAACCUUUUACAAUCGAAGACAAAUCCUGAUGUCUCACAUAUUGAUACAAGUUACAAAGGUCCCAUUAUAGAGUUGCGCUGGCCAUCAGAAGGAAAACAUCCCCUGUACAAUAACACCCUGCGGUGGUCACUGCCUACCAAUGUAUAUGGCUGGAGGGCACCUACAUGUAAAAUACAAGAGAAUGUCUCACGUGAAGACAGUGACGAUUCCAGUUCAAAGCAACUGACCGCCGUCUUUGAUGCAGCAUUGUUUAAAUUAAAAGCGAAGAGACCAAAGUUUAAGAAAAUGUUUAAAAACAAAGCUGAUGGUUCACAUGAGAAACGUACGGGUGAGAUUUUUAAAAGCGAUGGCAACGAUAACCAUACAGACGUCAAAAAUAAAAGUUCGAAAAAAAACAAGGAGCAAAAGAAGCAGAAAACAAAAACGAAAGUUGAUAAUGAUGUUUUCAACAACAAUGACACAGUAGACGAAGGAAUCAAUUCCAUCCUUCCUGACAAUGAAAGUUACUACGUGAAUGAAGAUGCAUCGGAAGAAUCCGACACUUUGGAUACGGAAACAAAUGGAGAAGAUGAUGAGCUGCCUUUCUUCAUAGAACUUCCAAUUGGUAAUUCCAACAAAUAUAUUGGUUUAAACAACGACAUUGUGCAUGUGUCAACAAUCGUGGAUAAAGAUGAUAGAUCAUCAUUCCUAGAACAUGGAGUACGACAUACUGAUAACAUUGAUGAUAUAAUGUCUGCAAUAGACGAUUCAGUUGAUUCACUUUCUUUAGAUGAUCAAAAAACAGAACAAUCCGAUGAAGACUUACGUGAAGGCAAAAGGAAGCAGGUCUACGACUCACCAACGCAUGUUCAACAUAAUGUUGGAAAAUAUUCAUAUGAUGUAUUGAAUACACUCGGCGACUCCGCAAAAUAUCAAGAUCAAGGAGAACCCGCUGUUACCAAUGAAAAUGACGAUGAGCAAGUUCAAUUAAGUGAAGAAGAAAAGACCGAGCUUUCAAAGACUAAAGCCGCUCUUUCAUUCAAUUUAUCAAUACAAAACACGCAAGAUGUAUAUUCUUCUAAUAUGGAAACGGUAAAGAAUGAAACUUGCACAUCAUUCGUCGCUGGCACUACUCUAGACAAAAACAGUCACUUCAGUAGAAGCUUUGAAAAUGCAUUGAAACAUCUGUUGAGAGAAUUAGACAAGGACAUAGAGUGUUCCUUGAAGGAUUACGGCACUGCAGCAUGUAAGACGACGCUGACCAGGUGGUUUCACUUUUUCAGAAACUAUGGGACACAUGUUAUAACUCGCAUUACCCUAGGUGGCAAAAUUAUUAUUGAGAAGAAACAACUAGACGAAGGAUCCCGUACAAGCCAAAGUGCUUCCGGUGAUUUAAAGGCACAUAUAGUAUCUCCCGACUUUCAACUGAAUGCCGGAUUGGAUAAAAAUAACGAAUCAAAGUCAUCACAAAAUGUAACAUCAACAACGAUGGACAUGUUUGGUGGAGAAAUUGGACCUGACUAUGAAACACAAGAGUUUAAUCCCCUGUGGGCCAAGAGCGUAUCAUACUCACCAAUGCCUAUAAGCAUGGAGCUCACUCCACUGGCAAAGUUGUUCGAAUCGAGUGGAUACCGAGAUCAUUACUAUGAGGCGCUAUUACACUACGCUAUAAGUGGUGUCAACCACCGUUAGCAGAGGUGC
This is a messenger RNA of Babesia bovis T2Bo, 1907 nucleotides long. Its product is annotated as MAC/Perforin domain family protein. Lineage: Eukaryota; Apicomplexa; Aconoidasida; Piroplasmida; Babesiidae. The record is from RefSeq and is a predicted model, not a curated record. Bases 12 to 1898 code for a protein of 628 amino acids. The transcript is spliced from 5 exons.